Molecule: messenger RNA, 3057 nt
Organism: Camelina sativa (false flax)
Lineage: Eukaryota; Viridiplantae; Streptophyta; Magnoliopsida; Brassicales; Brassicaceae
Source: RefSeq, a predicted model, not a curated record
AAGAGGGGAGUAGUGAGGCCACUCUGGAGACAGACAAGUAAACCACACCUGCCAUUAUCAUUCCUCCGUUACUUCUCUUUUACUUGGAUCCUUCCUUCCCCCUUUUUUCCUCAUUUCCACCGAUUCGAAUCAUUUGUCUCUCUCUCUUUCUUGAUCUGUGAUUUCCAGAAAAAAAUAAUUGAGAACCUAAUUUCAAUACAACAAUAUCGAUCGAAUUUGUAAUCGAUCAACUGAGCGCGGCGGUGGUGACGACGAUCAGCGGCUAUGGCUUCCAAAACUAAAACUAGUUUGUCCGAAACUACUAGUACUACUACUACUACACCGGGGAAAUCAUCAUCACCUGCAACUCCAAGAGUAUCAAAAUUGACUAGUAGCAGCAGGACCGCAGUCAAUAAAUCCGAUACUAAUAAUAAUAACUCUCCAUCUACUACUAGUACUACUCCACAUUCACGCCUCUCACUUGAUCGCUCUUCCCCACAUUCCAAGUCUUCCACUGAGAGACGCUCCCCAAAGGUUCCUACUCCUCCCGAGAAAACUCAAUCGCGGAUAGUGGUGAAAGGAUCAGAAACGCAGAACCGGUUGAGUCAAAUCAAAGAAGAUUUGAAGAAAGCCAACGAGAGGAUAACUUCCUUAGAGAAGGAGAAAGCCAAAGCACUUGAUGAACUCAAAGAAGCUAAAAAAGAGGCUGAAGAAGCUGCUUCGAAGCUAGACGACGCUUUAAAAGCUCAGAAGCAUGUCGAGGAGAAUUCUGAGAUCGAGAAGUUUCAGGCUGUUGAGGCAGGGAUCGAAGCUGUUCAGAACAGUGAAGAAGAAUUAAAGAAAGAGCUUGAGAGUCUCAAGAACCAACAUGCUUUAGGUUCCGCUGCUCUUGUUUCUGUUAGACAGGAGCUUGAGAAGAUCAACGAAGAACUGGCUUUGGCUAAUGAUGCUAAGAGUAAGGCCCUGAGCCAAGCUGAUGAUGCUAGUAAGACUGCUGAUAUCCAUGCUGAGAAAGUUGACAUUUUGUCUUCGGAGUUGACUCGGUUGAAAGCUUUGCUUGAUUCAACACGAGAAAAGACUGCUAUUUCGGAGAACGAGAUGGUUGCUAAGCUUGAAGAUGAGGUUGUGGUUUUAAAAAGAGAUCUUGAGAAAGCGAGAGGUUUCGAAGCAGAGGUUCAAGAAAAAGAGAUGAUCAUCGAGAAGCUUAACGUUGAUCUAGAAGCUGCUAAGAUGGCAGAGUCUUACGCACAGAACUUGUCUGACGAGUGGCAGAGCAAAGCCAAAGAAGUGGAGGAACAGCUUGUAGAAGCUAACAAGAUGGAGAGAUCUGCUUCUGUGUCUUUGGAAUCUGUGAUGAAACAGCUCGAAGGAAGCAAUGAUAAGUUGCAUGACAUGGAAACUGAAAUCACUGAUCUUAAGGAGAAGAUCGUGACAUUGGAGUCGACAGUUGCUAGUCAGAAGGAGGAUCUUGAGGAAUCUGAGCAACGGUUGGGUAGUGCAGAAGAAGAAUUAUCUAAAGUUGAAAGAGAAGUAGAGAGUUUGAAGAGUGAGCUUGAAACUGUGAAGGAGGAGAAGAAUCGGGCUUUAAAGAAGGAGCAAGAUGCUACUUCAAGAGUUCAAAGGCUCUCGGAAGAGAAGAGUAAGCUCUUGUCAGAUCUAGAGAGCUCAAAAGAGGAAGAGGAGAAGAGUAAGAAAGCAAUGGAGAGUUUAGCUUCGGCGUUGCAUGAAGUUUCAAGCGAAGGAAGGGAGUUGAAAGAGAAGUUGUUGAGUCAAGGCGAUCACGAGUAUGAAACACAGAUAGAAGACUUGAAGUUGGUGAUUAAAGCUACUAACGAGAAGUACGAGAAUAUGCUUGAUGAUGCAAGACAUGAGAUAGAUGUUCUUGUUAGUGCAGUCGAACAAACUAAGAAACAUUUUGAGAGCUCAAAGAAGGAUUGGGAGAUGAAAGAAGCCAAUUUGGUGAAUUACGUGAAGAAAAUGGAAGAAGAAGUUGCUUCAAUGGGGAAAGAAAUGAAUAGGUUGGAUAAUUUGCUGAAGAGAACCGAGGAAGAAGCUGAUGCAGCAUGGAAGAAAGAAGCUCAGACGAAAGACAGUUUAAAAGAAGUGGAAGAAGAGGUCAUUUAUCUUCAGGGAACUCUUGGGGAAGCAAAAGCAGAAAGCAUGAAGCUAAAGGAGAAUCUGUUGGAUAAAGAAACUGAGUUUCAAAACGUCAUUCAUGAAAACGAGGAUCUGAGGGCGAAAGAGGAUGUUUCUCUGAAGAAGAUAGAGGAGUUAUCGAAGUUACUCGAGGAAGCAACAUUGGCCAAGAAACAACAACCGGAAGAAGAGAAUGGCGAGCUCAGUGAGACCGAAAAGGACUAUGAUUUGCUACCAAAAGUGGUUGAGUUUUCUUCUGAGAACGGUCAUAGAAGUGUAGAAGAGAAAUCUUCUAAAGUAGAAGAAACCCUCAAUCACGAAGCUUCUUCUCAAGAGCAGGUCAGCAAUGGCAAUGGCAAUGGAAACAGCAAUGGCAACGGUAUGGAGGAGAAGGAAGUGAAUGGAAAACACGAGGCAGAAACAGAGAAGAAGGAGAAGAAAGAAGAAUCACCAGAUGAUGACAAAGAUGAUUCUGUUGAAGUUAUAUUCAAAAUGUGGGAAAGUUGCCAAAUCGAGAAGAAAGAAGCUUUCCCUGAAAAGAAAUCAGAACUAGAGUCUCAAGAGGAAGAAGAAGAUUUAAGCAAAAUCGAUGAAAGCGACAAAACUUCAACAGAGAACAUUGAUGAAACCGGAAACGCUUUAACCGCAGAUCAAGAACAGCUUAUGAUGGAGAAGAAGAUCAAGAAGAAGAAGACUUUACUUGGUAAAGUUGGGAAUCUUCUCAAGAAGAAAGCACCCGUAAACCAGAAAUAACAAACUCUUCGAGAGGUAAGAAAACAAAAAAAAAAGUAAAUCUUAUCAUGUAAAACAUAUAUCUGUAUACCCUUUUUUUUAUUUCAUCAGUGUUCUUUAUAUAUUAUUUGUUGGUUCUUGACCAUUCUUUCUUCUUUUCGAACAAUGUUUUCACCAUCUUUGUUUAUAAAGGUUUGCGUUUUUCUUUUA